GCGUCCUGCCCUUCUCACAGCUCUCCCAGUCCCAGAAGUCCCCGGUCCGGACGCCGCUGCUUCGACCUCCACCGGCCGCCGCGCCAGACGCAGCUCCUUCGACCUGUACUGACCACUGAAGCCUGAGUCGGCAGGACGCAGUGAGGUAGUGACCAGCCACUGCCAGUUGAGCAUCGAAAGACAAUGGGGGAGGAAGGGAAGAACAACAAUGUCAACGGAGAAGAAAAAAAACCACUGAAGCCAAACAACAAAAAGUGCAAGGAAGUUGCUAUAUUUGGGAACUAUAGGAAUUACUAUGGAUACAGAAUUGGUCGUGAUGAAGAUCCUAGGUUAAAUGCUAUGAAGAAAGAAUGGUUUGAAGGAAAGAAUUGUCUUGAUAUUGGCUGUAACAGUGGAGCUGUUACUAUUGCAAUUGCACAAAAGUUUUGUUGUCAAAGCAUUCUUGGAAUUGACAUAGAUCACUGUCGAGUUGAGGAUGCAUAUUGGAACCUAAGGAGAACAUCAAGGUCUAUUACACAGAAAUUGUCUGGAGAGACAUCUAAAUCUGAAGAGUCUAAUAAUUCACAUGAUUUGGAGGGGCACCUAGCAGAUUCUUCUAAUGACAGAACAAUGGAUAAUUCUGGAGAAUCUCAUGCAUUGGGAGGAAGAGAUUUAUUUGACGUAGUAUCCUUUAAGAAAGCAAAUUUUGUUGGAAAUUGGUUUCCGCCAGAACCCAAGUAUGAUACAAUUAUAUGUUUAAGUGUGUCAAAAUGGGUGCAGUUAAAUUGGGGUGACGAGGGAUUAAUUUCUCUGUUUGCGAAGGCAUGGAAGUAUCUCCGACCGGGAGGUGUGUUUAUUCUGGAACCGCAGCCAUGGAAGUCCUAUUCUAAUAAUCGUCACGUCUCGGAAGCAGCUAGAGUUAAUUAUCAAAAUAUUAAGAUCUAUCCGGAAGAUUUUCAGGAAAUACUUUUGGACAAGAUUGGAUUUCGGUCGGUAGAAGACAUAACCUCUUGUGCAGCUGGUCGGAAAGCUGGAUUUGAAAGACCUAUUUUUGCAUUCUGGAAGUGAUUUAACAUUUUUCUUCGUGGACAGCGCCAAUUAGGAGGCCAUAUCGUGUUCAACUUUAUACAAAUUUUGCAUCAUAUGGGGCAGUUAAAGGUAAAAAAAACCCCAUGACCAGUUAUGUUUUGAACAGGGAGCUAGACUUAUGCAACUAUUACAUACUACGGAGUAGCAUUUUGUAUAGUACGGAGUAGUUACUUAUCUAGAAUAGUAUUGUACGGAGUAUUAAUUAAGGGCUUGUUUGGGAAUAGCGUUUGAGAUUAGCGUUAGCGUUUUGGAUAAAAUUUUAAUGAUGUAGAUUACUUUGAAAAUGCUAGCGUAGCUUUUUCAAAACGCGAACGCUAAUCUCUAACGUU
Cuscuta campestris is the source of this 1397-nucleotide messenger RNA. The record is from the annotation of a GenBank genome assembly. NCBI's taxonomy places the organism in Eukaryota, Viridiplantae, Streptophyta, Magnoliopsida, Solanales, Convolvulaceae.